GCUGGCUGACCAACGUCAGAUCUCAUUGCCGUACGGAUAGGGGACAGCAGUCCGGAUAACGAGCGGUCGAAGAAUGCCGAGGAAGUUUGCACAAGGGAUUUUGCAUCUCAAGGAGAAUGACCGCGCAACCGAUUACGUGCAAGGCUGCUGUGUGCUGGGGCGCCAAGCAGGAUUUCGUCGUGGAAGACGUAAUCGUGGGCCCUCCUGCGGAAGGAGAAGUGCGCAUUAAGAUCUUGGCGACGGGAGUGUGCCAUACUGACGAGUACACUCGCUCGGGUCAAGAUCCCGAAGGGUUGUUCCCGUGCAUCAUGGGUCAUGAAGGCGCUGGUGUAGUGGAAAGCAUUGGUGCGAACGUGACGUCUGUUCAAGUGGGCGACCACGUGAUCCCUUGCUAUACGCCGCAGUGCCGCAAUUGCAAGUUCUGCAAGUCCAACAAGACCAACUUGUGCUCGGUCAUUCGCUCCACUCAAGGCCGUGGGUUGAUGCCCAACGGCACCUCUCGCUUCACGUGCAAGCGAAAUGGAGAGACAAUUUACCAUUUCAUGGGAACGUCGACGUUCUCUGAAUACACCGUGCUCCCUGAAAUCUCUGUCGCCAAGAUCAACAAGUCUGCUCCCUUGGACAAGGUGUGCUUGUUGGGCUGCGGGAUUACAACGGGCUAUGGUGCUGCGCUCAACACGAUGCAAGUGGAACCGAACUCGACGGUGGCCGUGUUCGGUAUCGGCGCCGUCGGGUUGGCGGUCAUCAUGGGAUGCAAGGCGGCUGGCGCGCGUCGCAUCAUCGCCGUGGACAUCAACCCCAAGAAGUUUGCAAUUGCCAAGGAAUUUGGUGCGACCGAAUGCGUCAACCCCAAGGACCACACGGCACCCAUCCAGCAGGUAUUGACCGACUUGACAGUCGAAGACGGCUUUGGCGGUCUCGAUUACACGUUCGAGUGCAUUGGUUUGGCUGAGACGAUGCGCGCUGCGCUCGAGUGCUGCCAUAAGGGAUGGGGCCAGAGCUGCAUCAUUGGCGUUGCCGCCAGCGGGGUCGAAAUCGCCACUCGCCCCUUCCAGCUUGUGACUGGACGUCGCUGGGCGGGAUCAGCUUUUGGCGGGUACAAAAGUCGUGACGGCGUCCCUGCUCUCGUCGAACAGUACCUCAAGAAGGAAGUCAAGGUCGACGAGUUUGUGACCCAUCACUUCCCUCUCGCCGAAAUCAACGAAGCGUUCCAUGCCAUGCACAGCGGCGACUGCAUCCGCGCCAUCGUCCACUUGGAUCAGUAGGCUCUUGUAAUGGAAAAGCACUUGUGACUGGCGCAAGUGAUUUGAAAAUUCCAAUCGGCUGAGUCGAUCACGACACCCGUCGUCGGAAAAUCCGUCGUCGGAUAUGCAGGCUAGCAAUGCAGAAAACAGGGAGGGUGCUGUCACGACUUGCGAAACUGAAGUGCGCUCGAUAUCUUCGUCAUGUCGAUGGGUGCAUCAGUUCGCUCGUUCGUCCACAACUGGACCUGGCGCUUGUCAUGGCGGUGCAUUCGCAGAACGAGUCGAAAUUUGUCUAGAGGGUGAGGGCGACCCGCACUGGAAGCAAACACGACUUCUCGGGGGUUGCCUCUACACAUUCCAAGCGACCACCGUGCGUUGAAUCAUAUCCUUAGCUAUCGUGACCGACGUGGCACGCCGCCAACGAUGAUCAUGCCUGUGGACCUGGAUGCGGAAGACGC
Aphanomyces invadans is the source of this 1702-nucleotide messenger RNA. Its product is annotated as S-(hydroxymethyl)glutathione dehydrogenase/class III alcohol dehydrogenase. Gene Ontology annotation, biological process: formaldehyde catabolic process. The record is from RefSeq and is a predicted model, not a curated record. The transcript has 3 exons. Bases 117 to 1265 code for a protein of 382 amino acids. Gene Ontology annotation, molecular function: S-(hydroxymethyl)glutathione dehydrogenase [NAD(P)+] activity; zinc ion binding. Gene Ontology annotation, cellular component: cytosol. NCBI's taxonomy places the organism in Eukaryota, Oomycota, Saprolegniomycetes, Saprolegniales, Verrucalvaceae.